CCCCCCUGUGUCUGUCGCCUGAUUGGCUGCUGGUUCGCCCAGCUGACUGCCCUCUGUCAGACACAGAGAGAGAGAGAGAGACAGAGGGAGGGUGAUGGAGGCUACAGCGAUGGGGUCAGACGUGGGUUCUCCAACAUGGCGGCAGCGUCGUACGACCAGCUGCUGAGGCAGGUGGAGGUGUUAAAGAUGGAGAACUCCAACCUGCGACAGGAGCUGCAGGACAACUCCAACCACCUGACCAAACUGGAGACUGAGGCCUCCAACAUGAAGGAAGUGCUGAAGCAACUGCAGGGCACCAUAGAAGAAGAGUCUGGAGAAGCGUCGGGCUCUCAGCUGGAGCUCAUCGAAAGACUGAAAGAGAUGAGCCUGGACUCUGCAGGUUUUAAGCCCAGGUUGAGGCCUCCUCUGCCCCCCUCGUCCUCCUCCAGCUCGGCCUCUUCUGUUUCUGGAGCUCCUGGAGGAGCAGCUGGGGGCUCCGGACCUCCAGGCCCCCCGACGCCCGCUGCCUUCCCCAGGAGAGGGCUGCCCUCUGCGGGCAGAGACAGCCACGACCGGUGCCUGGAGGAGCUGGAGAAGGAGAGGUCUCUCCUAUUGGCUGAGCUGGAGAAGGAGGAGAAGGAGAAGGACUGGUACUACGCUCAGCUGCAGAAUCUCACCAAGAGGAUCGACAGUCUACCGCUUACUGAAAAUUUCACUCUGCAGACGGACAUGAGUCGUCGUCAGCUGGAGUUUGAAGCUCGUCAGAUCCGUUCAGCGAUGGAGGAACAGUUGGGCUCCUGUCAGGAGAUGGAGAGGAGAGCUCAGGCUCGUGUGUCUCGUAUUCAGCAGAUAGAGAAAGACAUCCUGAGACUGGGAGCUCGACUGCAGGUGGAGGAAGUUCAGGGGGCGAGCGACGGCAGCGGAUUGGCCGGAGCUCAAAGCUCCAGCAGCCGAUUGGACCACGAGCCGGCCAACGAGGCGAGCUACUCUGUGCCUCGACGAAUCACCAGCCACCUGGGAACCAAGGUGGAGAUGGUGUACAGUCUUCUGUCCAUGUUGGGGACUCAUGAUAAAGACGACAUGUCGCGGACGCUACUCGCCAUGUCGAGCUCACAAGAUUCAUGCAUUGCCAUGCGUCAGUCCGGCUGUCUGCCGCUGCUCAUCCAGCUGCUGCACGGCAACGACAAGGACUCCCUGUUGCUAGGUAACUCUCGCGGCAGUAAAGAGGCUCGUGCGCGGGCGUCUGCAGCGCUGCACAACAUCGUUCACAGUCAGCCGGACGAUAAGAGAGGCCGGCGUGAGAUCAGAGUGCUCCACCUGUUGGAGCAGGUGCGUCAUUACUGCGAGGCGUGUUGGAGCUGGCAGGAGAACCAUGAGAGGGGCGUGGACCAGGAGGACAACCCCAUGCCGUCUCCAGUAGAGCAUCAGAUCUGUCCGGCCGUCUGCGUCCUCAUGAAACUUUCCUUCGAUGAAGAACAUCGACACGCCAUGAACGAACUCGGCGGUCUGCAGGCGGUGGCGGAGCUGCUGCAGGUGGACUGUGAGAUGUUCGGUCUGAGCAGUGAUCAUUACAGCGUCACGCUGCGGCGAUACGCCGGCAUGGCGCUCACCAACCUCACCUUUGGAGAUGUAGCCAAUAAGGCCACGCUGUGCUCCAUGAAGGGCUGUAUGAGAGCGAUGGUCGCUCAGUUAAAGUCUGACAGUGAAGACCUGCAGCAGGUGAUAGCGAGUGUGUUGAGAAACUUGUCGUGGCGUGCUGAUGUCAACAGUAAGAAGACGCUGCGUGAGGUCGGCAGCGUGCGAGCGCUGAUGGGCUGUGCUCUCGAGGUCCAGAAGGAGUCGACUUUGAAGUCUGUGCUAAGCGCACUCUGGAACCUGUCGGCUCACUGUACGGAGAACAAGGCGGAUAUCUGCACGGUGGACGGUGCUCUGGCGUUUCUGGUGGGAACACUGACACACCGCAGCCACACCAACACGCUUGCCAUCAUCGAAAGUGGCGGUGGCAUCCUGCGCAAUGUCUCCAGCCUCAUCGCCACCAACGAGGCGCACAGGCAGAUCCUGCGUGAGCACGGCUGCCUGCCGACUCUGCUGCAGCACCUGAAGUCUCACAGUUUGACCAUUGUGUCCAACGCCUGUGGGACGCUCUGGAAUCUGUCAGCCAGAGAUGCCAAAGACCAGGAGGCAUUAUGGGAGCUGGGUGCCGUGGGCAUGCUGCGCAACCUCAUCCACUCCCGGCACAAGAUGAUCGCCAUGGGCAGCGCCGCCGCCCUGCGCAACCUGAUGGCCAACCGGCCGGCACGCUACAAGGAUGCCAGCGUGGUGUCGCCGGGCGCCGGCGCCCCAUCAUUGCAGGCCCGCAAACAGAAGGCGUUAUUUGAGGAGCUGGAUGCCCAGCAGCUGUCGGAGACUUUUGACAACAUCGACAACCUGAGUCCCAAGGCGGCACACAAGAAGGGGCGGGGCUGUAAUGGCGCUGGAGGAGGAGGAAGUACAACACGCUCGUACGCCAACACGCCGGUGCUGUCGAGCCCAAAGAAUGGAGAUGGAUCAAAGAGGACGAGUGAGGAAGCAGCGUAUGUUCGGCCGGUGUUCCCGCCCAGCGUCCGAGCAUCCAGCGACAGCCUCAACAGCGUGACGAGCGCUGACGGCUACGGCAACCGUGGGAAGACCAAACCAUCAUCAGAGCCGUUCUACUCAUCAGAUGAGAACAGAGUCAACAAGUGCUGCGUCUACAGGAAGUACCCAGCUGACUUGGCCCACAAGAUCCGCAGUGCCAACCACAUGGCGGACGACGAUGGCGCGGAGCUGGACACGCCCAUCAACUAUAGCCUGAAGUACUCUGACGAACAGUUGAAUUCUGGGAGACAGAGUCCGAGUCACCGCGGCAGCAUUGAGAGCGAUGAGGACGACGAACAGGACGCCAGGCUGAGGAGGAGGAAUGAUGCCAGCGACUCGGCACCAACCAGCAGCCGCAUGGCUUCUGUCCUGCCGCCACGCUAUGUUGUCACCACGGCAACAUCAAACUACGGCGGUGACUCAACAGGUGAGCAGCCAAUCGACUACAGCCUGAAGUAUGGUGCUGACGCUGCCCACAAACCGCUAUUCAAGCCAGAAGAGGUUGCUGCCCCCUCCGCUCCCCCACCCCCGUCAUCCUCUGCCGCUAAGCUCCGCCCCCCUCCGCCUCCAGCCAGUCGGGCGGUGCCAAAAGGUAACCAGGAGUCGACGCAGACGUACUGUGUGGAAGACACACCCAUCUGCUUCUCCAGAGGCAGCUCGCUGUCCUCGCUGUCAUCAUCAGAGGAGGAGGACGGCGAUAUCAUUGGGAGAAGGAGGAGAGGCGGGAGCGUCGUCUGCGGCGGCGGCAGUAAUGACUACCCGACACUUCCUGUCAGUGAGAAAGACGCACACGAGCAGCAGCAGAGGCAGCAGAAGGAGGCGGAGAGCCAGACCGCCACUGCUGCUGCUGUUCCCUCCACACGGGGAAGACGAGGUCACCACCACCAUCAUGGUCAUGCCCACCACCACCAUCAUCACCACCAUGUGACAUCAUCGUCCGGCGCCAGGACUCCUAAGAGUCCUCCGGAGCAGCCUUACGCUCAGGAGACGCCGCUGAUGUUCAGCCGCUGCACAUCGGUCAGCUCCCUCGACAGCUUCUCCACCUCAUCCAUCGCUAGCUCUGUGCGCUCCAGCGAGCCGUGCAGCGGCAUGCCCAGUGGCGUGGUCAGCCCCAGCGACCUGCCUGACAGCCCGGGACAGACCAUGCCGCCUAGCCGCGCCAAAACACCGCCGCCGCCAACACAGAAAACAAAGGAGGAGGAAAAGGCCAAGAAGAAGGACGAAGAGGAGAACAGCGCUGAUGUCCUGCUGCACUUCGCCACAGAGAGCACGCCACACGGCUUCUCCCGAGCCUCCAGUCUGAGCGCGCUCAGUCUGGACGAGCCGUACAUUGCAGCAGAGAUGAAGAAGAAGAAGAAAGAGGAGGAGGAUGGAGGGAACGAGGAGAGGAAGGAGGAGGAGGUGGCAAAACCAAUCCUCGACGAAUCGGACGACGACGAUGAUAUUGAAAUCCUGGAGGCAUGUAUCAACAUGGCCAUGCCCAAGUCGUCACGGAAACCAAAGAAACAGCAACAAGCAGCACCACGGAAACCCAGUCAGCUUCCAGUUUACAAGCUCCUCCCAGCUCAAAGCCGCACCCAAUCACAGCAGAGGAAGGAUUUGCUGCAGGAGGAGGUGCCGAGAGUUUACUGUGUGGAGGGAACGCCGCUUAACUUCUCCACCGCCACCUCGCUCAGUGACCUCACCAUCGACUCCCCACCCAAUGAGGAGGCAGCAGCAGCAGUCAUACCUGUAGCCCCGCCCACCUCCGCCCAGAGAAGGCGGGCCGGACUUCCUGAGGGAGAGAAUGGCGACGACAUCCUCGCUGAGUGCAUUAGUGCCGCCAUGCCCAAAGCCAAACCCAGAAAACCGAUCAGAGCGGCAGUGAACAGUGAGAAUCUCCAAGCCCCGCCCCGUCCCCCACCUCUUCCUCCUCCGGCCCCGCCUCCUCUCGGCCCGCAGCAGCAGAAGAAAAAGCCGACGUCGCCGGUCAAGCCGAUGCCCCAGCGGGCAGCGUACAGCGCCGCCACGUCAACAGCUGCCAAAGCAAAACCAGGGUUCGCCUUCGACUCGCCGCGACACUACACGCCCAUCGAGGGCACGCCAUGCUGCUUCUCACGCAAUGACUCGCUGAGCUCGCUCGACUUCGAUGAAGACGACGGUGGCGAGAAGGACGAAGAGGGGAAGAAAACAAAAGAAGAAGAAGGCAGGAAGAGGAAGCAGCAGACAGCGGCUGUUUUCCCUCGAACGAAACCUGUGACCAACCCGACAGCGACGGACGAGAAGCAAAAGUUCGCCAUUGAGGACACGCCCGUCUGCUUCUCUAGAAACUCCUCCCUGAGUUCACUGAGCGACAUUGACCAGGAGAACAACAACAAGGAGUUCGCUCUGCCGCCGCCGCCUGAGCAGCAAGAUGGAGGCAAAACAGGAACAAAGUCUCCUCCACAGGCAGAGUCAAAGCCCCGCCCCCCUGCGGCCAGCGGCUACGCCCCCAAAGCGUUCCAUGUGGAGGACACGCCCGUCUGCUUUUCCAGGAACUCGUCGCUCAGCUCGCUGAGCAUCGACUCGGAGGAUGACCUGCUGCAGGAGUGCAUCAGCUCCGCCAUGCCCAAGAAGAAGAAGAAAGCCGCUGCCGUCACUGUCCCCGCCGCUGUUGCCACUCCACUUCCUGUUCCCAAAGUCAACGACGGAAUUCUGGCCGAGGAGGAGCCUUCAGAGGCGCCAAGAAGCCCCGCCUCCCCUGACUCUGAGUCCUUUGAUUGGAAGGCAAUCCAGGAAGGCGCUAACUCCAUCGUCAGCAGCCUGAACGCCGCCGCCGCCGCUGCCUCAUCACUGUCCCGCCAACCGUCAUCAGACUCUGACUCCGUCCUGUCGCUGAAGUCAGUGGGCUCGCCAUUCCGCCUGCCAGCAGCCAAUAAUAAUGCAGCAGAAGAAGAGGUGGAGGAGAAGGAGGAGGCGGCAGUGAAGCGAGGGGCGAGGAUCCUGAAGGGUGGAGAACGCACCACGCUGGAGGCCAAGAAGAAGAAGGAGGAGGAAGAGGAGGAGGAAGAGGCAAAGGCAGUGAGAGGCGGGAAGAAGGUGUAUAGGAGUCUAAUUACAGGUAAGCCAAGGGCGGAGCCAGCAGCCAGAGGGCGGAGUAAACCCAGAGCAGCAACCGUGGCCAAAGCUCCAGGAAGCAGUGACGGCACCGACAAAGGAGGCGGGUCCUCUCGGGACUCCACGCCGUCUCGCUCUACCACAGCUGCCAGUCAGAAAGGAGGGAAGCUGUCGCAGCUGCCGCGCACGGCAUCUCCAGGAAGUGCAUCAUCAUCAUCAUCAUCAUUGGCUUCCAGACCGGCCAAACAGAGUGGGGCGGCGAGGAGUGGUGGCGGCAUCCCGAGGAGUGAGUCAGCAUCGAGGGUCAGCAGCUCCAUUGUGGCCAAGAAGCAGAAGGCGGAGCCGGAGAAGCCGGCACUCGUCCGUCAGUCGACCUUCAUCAAAGAAGCACCGAGCCCGACGCUGAAGAGGAAGCUGGAGGAGUCUGCGGCGGCAGCCGCAGCGGCGUUAGAGUCACCAUCCAGUCCUGAUACACCUCUACCGUCAACAACCAGGAGACAUGACGUCAACCGCUCCCACUCUGAGAGCCCGUCACGCCCACAGGAAGUGACAUCAUCCCGGUUCAGCCGCACUGGCACCUGGAAGCGGGAAAACAGCAGCGGGGGAGGAGGAGGGACUGCCAGUAAACACUCGACAUCAUUACCACGCGUGGGGACGUGGAAGAGGACAGGAAGCUCGUCGUCUGUGCUGUCAGCGUCAUCGGAGUCCAGCGAGAAGGGGCGGAGCGAGGAGGAGAGUGCCAUGAGGUCGAAGGGAACGUGGAGGAAGUCGAAGAGCGGCGGCGGUGACUCAUCAGCCGGGCGGAGCUUCACCGACAAAUCAGAAGACGUGUGGGUUCGUCUGGAGGACUGUCCAGUCAACAACCCGCGCUCCUCCUCUUCCUGUUCAGCCCGCUCUCCCACCGCUGCCAAUGCCCCGCCCAUCAUCGACAGCCCCGCCCCCUCCUCCUCCUCUUCCUCCUCCUCCAACCUCAACCUGCGGCGGAGCUGCGAGAGCCUCGACGACACGCUGCCGCCGCCUGAACGGCAGCAGCAGCAGCAGCAGCAGCAGCAGCGCACUCAGCAGCGCAGUGGCGCCGUGGCGGCUCGAGUCAGCCCCUUCAACUACACGCCGAGCCCGAGGAAGAGCAACACUGAUUUCACCACCACCACCACGCCAACCACCACAACAUCAUCAUCAACGACCCCCACACGACCUUCACUCAUCCCCACCCCCGUCACCAAAAAACGGGAACCGAAGGGCGGAGAGGGCAACGGCGGCGGCGGUGGUGGCAGCGGUGAACGCGGCUCGUACAUUGUGACGUCAGUGUGAAAAGAAAGAAGAAGAAGAAGAAGAAGAAUGGAAAUAUGUGGGACAGUUGACAAAAUUGGGGAAGUGUAAAUAUGGAGGGAGAAAUGUCAGAAAGUGUUUGUUUGUGAACUGAACUGUACAGGAAGUGAGUCUGUAUUUAAGUGCUAGCCCCGCCCCAUCACAUCCCUCCUCUUCCCUCAUUGGCUCCUCUCACCUGUCAGUCAAGCUUCUUUAUUCGAUGAGAGAAAACUUUAAAAUGAACUUUUUAUGUUUUUAUACCACUAAAAUGAUGUGUAGCGCUUAGCUCCGCCCCUCUCUGCCUGUGUCCCUGCAUGGUCCCGCCCCCAUCCUUAACAAUGACAGUUACCAUGGUGACAUAACGACGAUGAUGAUGAUGAUGAUGAUGACGACAAUGUUUCUGCUAGCUGUAGCGUCUGAGCUGAUUCUGCUCCUUUGGAAGUUUUCGUGUUUUUUUGAAUGGAGUUUGGUUCUGAAAACCCCCCAGAUUUUUCUCCUGCCGUCGGGUAGAAAUUAAUUUAUAUUUUCCACAUGUGGAGACAGUUUGCCGUCUGAGCCUGAAGCUGAUAAAAAUGACACUCAAUCAGUUUUUGAAUUAUUUGCCAAAAUUCCUUUAAAAGAACGGAGAAUUUUCUCACAGGCAAAGUUAAACACGGAGUCCAAAAUGAUCCAAAAUGUCCUUUGGAUUCUCAAGAAAAUUCAGCAUCCUUUUCAUCUUAUGUGUUUUUUACAUUUUUCGGACAGAGUGUGGUUUUCUAACAGCUGCAUUCAGGAGCAGAAACAGGAAUCCAAGUAGUUUAAUGAACAGAUCUGUGGUUGAACAGUUUUAGGACUCCUACUUGAAAUGUUUAAAGUUCUGUGAAUUACAAUCGACAGACUGGAACAUUUUCAGCUGCAAAGUUCAAAUUAAAAGAUUUUCUUUUUGUCAGAUGGAUGUAAAAAUCGUUUUUUCAGAACCUCACUCACAAACUACAUUUAUUCCAGAGAGGGAAGUUUGCUGCCGACUGAACUGUAAAAUAUAAAUCUGAAACACUUUGAAAAGCUUGUAUGUGAGGAAUUUGAGCUAUUUGAGUCCAUUCUUGAAUUUCCUGGUGAAUUUUGAGGAUUGUAGUUGAGAAAUCGUCUGUUGGCUGAAAACUUCCUGCUCUGUAUCGCCUUGGCAACAAAUAACACUGUAAAACAUAAGUUAUUGCUGUAAAACCUUAAAACCUUUUAACUUUGAAGCACAUAAUUUAAAACAAAAAUGAUUUUUGCCAAAAAAGUUUCCACAGUGUUUAUUCAUGGCUGUAACUUGAUUUUCACUGUUUUUAUGUUGAUGCUGGAGGAAAACGACUCAAAGGCAAAAACUUUUUGGUGAAAUGUUAACAGAUGAUGAACAAUAAAAUUCAACAUUUUAGAUGCAAGAUUA
Messenger RNA from Siniperca chuatsi (mandarin fish), 8386 nucleotides. RefSeq names its product APC regulator of WNT signaling pathway (gene apc). Gene Ontology annotation, molecular function: microtubule binding; gamma-catenin binding; beta-catenin binding. Gene Ontology annotation, biological process: Wnt signaling pathway; cell migration; nervous system development. Gene Ontology annotation, cellular component: cytoplasmic microtubule; beta-catenin destruction complex; catenin complex. The coding region runs from base 136 to 6981 and encodes 2281 amino acids. The transcript is spliced from 17 exons. The record is from RefSeq and is a predicted model, not a curated record. NCBI's taxonomy places the organism in Eukaryota, Metazoa, Chordata, Actinopteri, Centrarchiformes, Sinipercidae.